Tarenaya hassleriana is the source of this 4272-nucleotide messenger RNA. Its product is annotated as serine/threonine-protein kinase BRI1-like 1. NCBI's taxonomy places the organism in Eukaryota, Viridiplantae, Streptophyta, Magnoliopsida, Brassicales, Cleomaceae. Gene Ontology annotation, biological process: protein phosphorylation. The transcript is spliced from 3 exons. The record is from RefSeq and is a predicted model, not a curated record. The coding region runs from base 453 to 3947 and encodes 1164 amino acids. Gene Ontology annotation, molecular function: ATP binding; protein kinase activity; receptor serine/threonine kinase binding.
UAUUUUUUUUUCCCUUAGGAUUCAGUCUCUUAUUUUUGUCUGCUUUUGCUUUCCCUCAUCCUUUGUUCUUUCCUCUUUGCCCAUUUUCCUCUCUGUUGCUUUUUCAAUUUCUUCGCAAAGAGGGGGAACAAAAAACGAAGGACAAAGAACACAUUCGCUUCUUCUCAGGAUCCUUCGUCUCCGUGUUGCCAGCUCUGCUUCCAUGGAGUUUUAGAGGACUUGAGCUCUGAGACGACAGUAGAAGAGUAUUAGAAGAGACAGUCAAAGACAAGUUCUUCAUGUAAUUCUGCUGCUUGUGUUGUUCCGUCUCUGGUUCUGUCUGCUUAUGGAUCACAAGUGAGAAAACAGAAUAUUUGUAUUCCUUCGUGAUACUCGAUUCAGACCCCGAAAUCUGGAAUUCAGGGAUUUCAGUGACGAGUAUCUAAGGCAUUUGAUCGAACAUUUGGCGGGCUAUGAAAAUGAAGCGACAAUGGCUGUUCCUGAUAAUCUGCAGUUUUGUCUUGUUUCUGGCGAUGGGCAUUCAUGGGAAACGGUUAAUCGGCGUCGGCAACAGCGAAGCUGCUCUGUUAAUGGCGUUCAAGCACUUCUCUGUGGACUCGGACCCUAACGACCUUCUUGCGAACUGGAAAUACGGGUCGGGUUGGGUUCCAUGUUCAUGGCGAGGCGUCUCCUGCUCCGAAGAUGGCCGCGUAGUCGGUCUCGACCUCCGCAACGGCGGACUCGCCGGAACCCUAAACCUCAGAAACCUCACGGAGUUGCAGAAUCUCCGGAAUCUCUACUUGCAAGGGAACUCCUUCUCGUCGGGAGACUCUUCCGGUUCCUCCGGUUGUUCUCUUCAGAUUCUUGACUUGUCUUCGAACAAGCUUUCGGAUUACUCGGUGGUUGAUUACGUUUUCUCGAGCUGUUUCAAUCUGGUUUCCGUCAACUUCUCCGCCAACAAGCUCGCCGGAAAACUGGGUUCUGCUCCGUCUUCGUGUAAGAGCCUCGCCACCGUCGAUAUCUCUUACAAUCUCCUGUCGGAAGGGAUCCCUAAGACUUUCAUCGCCGAUUCUCCGGCGUCGCUAGAGUACCUCGAUCUGUCGCACAACAAUUUCUCCGGCGAAUUCUCCGGCGUGGAUUUCUGGCCGUGUGGGAACCUCACCUUCCUCAGUCUGUCUCAGAACAGUCUCUCCGGCGAUAAAUUCCCGACCAGUCUGUCCAGCUGCAAGCUCCUCGAGACGCUCAACGUCUCCCGCAACAGCCUCGCCGGAAAAAUUCCCGGUGGUGGAUUUUGGGCAAGUUUCCAGAGCCUGAAGCAGCUCUCCCUAGCUCACAACCGGCUUUCCGGCGAGAUUCCACCGGAGAUGGCUCAAAUCUGCAGAACACUCGAGGUCCUCGAUCUCUCCGGGAACCUUCUCUCCAGCGAGCUACCGGAGACAUUCACCCGUUGCAGUUCAUUACAGAGCCUAAACCUCGGAAACAACAUGCUCGCCGGAGAUUUCCUCAGCACUGUCGUGAGCAAGCUUCCGAGACUGGCGUAUCUGUACGCAGCCUUCAACAACAUCACCGGUUCUGUCCCGCUCUCGAUCACGAACUGUACGAAUCUCCGAGUUCUCGAUCUGAGCUCAAAUGGGUUCACCGGAAACGUACCAUCUGGUUUCUGUUCUCUGCAAAGCUCGCCGCCUUUGGAGAAGAUACUCAUAGCGAACAAUUACCUUUCCGGCAUGGUUCCUGUGGAGCUCGGCAAAUGCAAGAGCUUGAAGACAAUCGACUUCAGCUUCAAUGCCCUAAUCGGUCCGAUUCCAAAGGAGAUUUGGACACUUCCGAAUCUGUCGGAAUUGGUAAUGUGGGCAAACAAUCUCACAGGAGAGAUACCUGAUGGCAUUUGCGUUGAUGGUGGAAACCUGGAAACACUCAUCUUGAACAACAAUCUAUUAACUGGCUCGAUACCAGAAUCUAUCUCGCGGUGCACGAACAUGUUAUGGAUCUCGCUGUCGAGCAAUCGGCUAACAGGGAAAAUCCCAACAGGGGUCGGAAACCUCGUGAACUUAGCAAUUCUGCAGCUGGGGAACAAUUCCUUGACUGGAAACGUUCCUCCUGAGCUUGGGAACUGCAGAAACCUCAUCUGGCUAGACCUGAACAGCAACAACUUAACCGGAGAUCUCCCUUCCGAGCUCGCGACUCGGGCUGGUUUUGUAAUGCCGGGGAGCGUCUCGGGUAAACAGUUUGCGUUUGUGAGAAACGAGGGUGGAACAGACUGCAGAGGGGCGGGUGGGCUGGUUGAGUUUGAAGGCAUCCGAGCCGAGCGGUUGGAGGGUUUUCCCAUGGUUCACUCGUGCCCAGCUACGAGGAUUUACUCGGGCAUGACCAUGUACACAUUCUCCAGCAAUGGCAGUAUGAUCUACUUGGAUCUAUCGUAUAAUUCCAUUACCGGCUCGAUUCCUCCAAGCUUCGGAUACAUGAGCUAUCUUCAAGUCUUGAACUUGGGACACAACCGGUUAACCGGAACCAUACCCGACAGUCUCGGAGGAUUGAAGGCGGUCGGGGUUCUUGAUCUGUCCCACAACAAUCUCCACGGCACAUUACCAGGAUCGCUCGGGACACUUUCCUUCCUCAGCGACCUCGACGUCUCUAACAACAAUCUCUCUGGUUCGAUCCCUUUUGGAGGCCAGCUCACGACAUUCCCAUUCUCAAGAUAUGCUAAUAACUCUGGCCUUUGCGGUGUCCCCCUCCCGCCCUGUAGCGGCUCGGGACCCCGACCCACGAGCUCCCGCCUCCAUCCCAAGAAUCAAACUUCUGCUGCCACUGGUAUGAUCACGGGUUUCGCAUUUUCUUUCCUAUGCGUCCUGUUGCUUGUUCUGGCGCUUUACCGGGUGAGGAAAGUGCAGAAGAAGGAGGAACAGAGAGAGAAGUACAUAGAGAGCCUUCCGACCAGCGGCAGCAGCAGCUGGAAGCUCUCUAGCGUUCCCGAGCCACUAAGCAUCAACGUGGCUACAUUCGAGAAGCCAUUGCGGAAACUAACCUUUGCUCACCUCCUAGAGGCCACCAAUGGGUUCAGUGCCGACAGCCUGAUCGGGUCAGGAGGGUUUGGAGAGGUCUACAAAGCCGAACUCAAAGACGGGUCAGUCGUGGCGAUCAAGAAGCUGAUUCAUGUCACUGGUCAGGGAGACAGAGAGUUCAUGGCCGAGAUGGAGACGAUCGGAAAGAUCAAACACAGGAACCUGGUUCCGCUUCUGGGUUACUGCAAGAUCGGAGAAGAGAGGCUUCUUGUCUACGAGUACAUGAAAUGGGGAAGCUUAGAGAGCGUUCUCCAUGACGGAAGCAGAAAAAAUGGCGGUGUGUUUCUUGACUGGGCAGCGAGGAAGAAGAUCGCCAUUGGAGCGGCUCGUGGUCUAGCCUUCCUGCACCAUAGCUGCAUCCCUCACAUCAUUCACAGGGACAUGAAAUCGAGCAAUGUCCUUCUAGACGAAGAACUCGAGGCUCGGGUCUCGGAUUUCGGAAUGGCAAGGCUGGUGAACGCUCUGGACACGCAUCUGAGCGUGAGCACGCUUGCAGGUACACCUGGUUAUGUCCCGCCUGAGUAUUACCAGAGUUUUCGGUGCACGGCCAAAGGAGAUGUCUACAGCUAUGGCGUUGUACUGUUAGAGCUUCUCUCUGGCAAGAAACCGAUCGAUACGGGGGAGUUUGGAGACGACAACAACCUGGUCGGGUGGGCGAAACAGCUGUUCAGAGACAAGAGGGGCAGCCAGAUUCUGGAUCCAGAGCUCGUGUCGGAAAAAUCCAGGGAUGUGGAGAUGUUUCACUAUCUGAAGAUCGCGUUUCAGUGUCUGGACGACAGGCCAUUCAAGAGACCCACCAUGAUUCAAGUGAUGUCCAUGUUCAAAGAGCUUCAGGUCGAUACGGAGAACGACAGUCUCGACGAGUUCUCCCUCAAGGAAACGCCUUUCGUCGAAGAAUCUCGGGAUUAGGAGGAGGAGCCUCGAAGAUUCCAGAAAGUUCGGGAAGAUUUCAUUCUUCUUUCUUCUGGACUGAAAUGUCGGGUGGGGUGUAUAUACAGGAGGAGGACAGAGGACGAAGCAGAUGUCUCCGGUGAUGAUGCGACAUGGUUUUAGUGAAGGGCUUUAGUAUUCAGUUAGUUUUGUUCGUUUUGUUUGCUUCUGAUUCAGAGGGAGGCUUUUAGUCUUUGUUAUUGUUUCACACGAUUUUUAAGAUUUAGAGGAGUCUCUCUCUCUCUUGUAAAGUUUUGUACCUUCGCCGAUUUUUUUUUUGAAAUUUAAUUACCAUGAUGUCCUU